UAUUGAAAAUUUGGGUCUUUGUUAUUGUUUUUUCAAAUCUCAAGGUUUUAAAACGGAUUACAUGAAUUAAUUUGGGUUUAAGUGAUUAUUGAUCUCUUUAAGAGGGUGCUUAAAAUGGACCGUUUGCUUAAAAAAAAUGAGAAAAAGAAAAAGCCCAGACCCCCAAAAAUCCCUCGAUCUCACUUCGCGAAUAGAGCAGUUCAAUUUCAAAGUACUGUCACUCACCGGGCGUAGUAGGGAUUGGGGGGAAAAUUGAAGCCCAGCAAUACGACAAUGGCGUCCUCGUCGAGCAGCGGUUUAACAUUCAAGCUACACCCUCUUGUUAUAGUUAACAUAUCCGACCACUGUACUCGGGUCAAGUCUCAGAUGAACCCUCCCGUUACCUCCGCCGCUAAUACUACUUCUAACAACACCAACGGCGCGGGGGAUGGUGUCGUCACUGCUGUUUCAGCUGCAAUACCGCCACCGAGAGUCUACGGAUGCGUUAUAGGUGUGCAGAGGGGACGCACCGUUGAGAUCUUCAACAGUUUUGAGCUUCUCUAUGAUCCCAUCGCCCACUCUCUAGACCGAGCUUUCCUUGAGAAGAAGCAAGAGCUCUAUAAGAAGGUUUUCCCCCAUUUUUACAUACUGGGGUGGUAUUCGACUGGUAGUGAUGCUGAGGAAUCCGAUAUGCAUAUACACAAGGGUUUGAUGGAUAUUAAUGAAAGCCCUGUUUAUGUUCUACUCAAUCCUUCAAUCAAUCCAGCUCAGAAGGAUCCGCCUGUGAAUAUAUAUGAAAGUGAGCUGCACGUCAUAGAUGGCAUUCCACAGCUUAUCUUCGUCAGUUCGAGUUACACAAUUGAGACAGUGGAAGCUGAAAGAAUAUCAGUUGAUCACGUGGCACAUCUGAAGCCAUCUGAUGGAGGCUCCGCAGCAACUCAAUUGGCUGCUCACCUCACCGGUAUGCAUAGUGCCAUCAAAAUGCUGAAUAACAGAGUUAGGGUGCUUCAUCAUUACCUUGUCGCAAUGCAGAAAGGUGAAUUUGCUUGUGAGAACUCAUUAUUAAGACAAGUAUCAAGCCUUCUGAGAAGAUUGCCAGCCAUUGAAUCAGAAAAAUUUCAAGAUGAUUUCUUGAUGGAAUACAAUGAUACAUUAUUGAUCACUUACCUGGCCAUGUUUACUAAUUGCUCAAGCACAAUGAAUGAGCUAGUUGACAAAUUCAACACUGCCUAUGACAGGCAUAGUCGAAGGGGGGGACGGACUGCUUUCAUGUGAAAGUUAAAUGCGGAUUUCAUAACCUUUGAAGGAUGAGUGAUUCGUCCCCCCAUUACUUCUUUUUUGGCUUGUACAAUUGGCUUCCUUUGGGACCCGUACUCAAGACCUUACAGCUUUCAUUGUAUUUGCCUUUCUUUUUUAAUGUUGCAUAGCACAUAGAAUAUUCUGGGAAUUUAAAUGUUAAUAAAAAUAAUAACUAACAACAUUUAUAGAUCA
This is a messenger RNA of Hevea brasiliensis (rubber tree), 1470 nucleotides long. RefSeq names its product COP9 signalosome complex subunit 6a. Lineage: Eukaryota; Viridiplantae; Streptophyta; Magnoliopsida; Malpighiales; Euphorbiaceae. Gene Ontology annotation, biological process: protein deneddylation. Gene Ontology annotation, cellular component: COP9 signalosome. The coding region runs from base 274 to 1254 and encodes 326 amino acids. The transcript is spliced from 9 exons. The record is from RefSeq and is a predicted model, not a curated record. Gene Ontology annotation, molecular function: protein binding; metallopeptidase activity.